Molecule: messenger RNA, 2073 nt
Organism: Striga asiatica
Lineage: Eukaryota; Viridiplantae; Streptophyta; Magnoliopsida; Lamiales; Orobanchaceae
Source: the annotation of a GenBank genome assembly
ACUCCACCAACUACGCCUGAAGUCUCAGGCUUGAUCAUAUCAACCAGAAGCCGAACAAGAAUUGCUCUUGUAUCACUGUGUGAGCACAAGUUCAAAAGAAGUCUCUGCAGUAGACCUUUCCCCAGAGGCUACAAGCAAAAAGUAGGCAAAAUAUUAAGUUCCAUACAGCACAUGGAUAUUCAGAAUAUUAGAUUUCUAAACGGAAAGAUUCUCUGCAACAUAAGCUGCCCUCCGCCCGAUAGAGACUCCAACACCCCUAUCCAUAGCCGUUUGCCUGUCAAAACCCAAUCUAUUUGCUCUGUUCAGUCUCUGGUUACCUCCAAACAAGCUGCGGGCAUGAUAAUGGCUCAUUGCUCUGUCUCGGAGCAUUUGUGCUUCAGCAAAUUGCUGAGCAAUCCUUUGCGCUCGCUGUUGAGCAAGAACUUCAGCUUGAAUAUCAGGAGGAAGAGCGGCCAAAAAUUCAGGAUCAAUGUCUUCUUCAACUCUAGGAGAGAGCACACUAUCCGGAGCAACAGAACCCAAAUAUGUCUCCAGAUCCUGUCCCCCAACAUUAUGCACAUCCCCUGUUUCCAUUCUAUCAUCACCAACAUCACUACGAAUAUCUUGCGCUUCUUGUUGGCCUUCCCUUCCAGACAAGACCUCUCGAUUGACUUCAUCUGGUUGAGCACCUUCGUCAAUGCUGCUAAUAUGCCUGAGCAAUUACAGCAGCUUGACCAUCACCUUGUGGCUGGCCAUCAUCAGACCACCGGCCAUCACCUGGCCGCCCUCUUCGACUCGAUCCACGCAAUGACUCUAAACCAACAGAAAAAUCAGCUAGUUGUUGCGGGCCAGAACCACCAAAUAGAUUGGUUGCACUAUCAUAUGGAAGAACAGGAGCAUCAAACAUGUAAAACUGAGCGAGAUCAUGGUUACCGGCAGAAAGGCCUUCUGAAUCGCGGGAGUUUCCAGCAGAAGUCGAACCUAUAUCACCAGAAUUCAAUGGCCUUGAAAGGAGAGGAUGUUGAAGGCCAUUUCCAUCUGCAACAGACCGCUCUUUGGCGACGGCGCUCAAAGCCAAAAGUUCUACGGAUUCCAAAGAAGUCGUCGACAUUCACUCCUUCGAAAGCUUCUGCAGAGACAUCAAUCAAACCUCCCCCUGCUCCAGGUUGUCCAAGGACCUGCAAAUGGUCUAAACCAUCAAGAGCUUCUCUCCACCUCACCUCAAUUACAUUAUUUUCAUGGAAGUCGUCAUCCUCUUCAUCAACCAUUUCAUCGUUGUAUUCAUCACCCAACCCAGCAUCAUCAUGGUCCUCAAUGUCAGUAUCAGCCAAUGACAUUAAGCCAGUGCCUUCCCCUAUAGCAUCAUCUUCAUCCUCAGCAUCAUCAUCAUCCUCACCAUCAUCACCCAUGCCAUCCUCUUCCUCAUUCAUAUCAUCAUCUACUCUGGUGAACACCCAGAACCCGGUAGGUUUCCGGAUGAAGAAUUCUUCGAUAAAAUGGAAUAUACCAGAUCAACAUAGGCAAGAACUUUCUUAUCAGCCAAUACAACCAGAAACCACGAAGCUUUUUCAGCAAGCUUGUCUCUCCACUCAUCAGGGCCAGCAGAUUUAUCCAUUGACAGGGGAAGAAGACAAUGUAACAAAUGGUGGACUACGCCACCCUGUCCAGGACUUUCAAAAUUACUGGACCCACGCUGUUGACACAUUUCCAGGUCCCGUUGGUUCAUCUACCUCCAUGGCACUUGGAUGGCCUCCACAAUCAUCAUCCACAUUGACUGAAGGACAGCACUACCAUGGUCCUUCCUCCUACAGACUCCACCUGACACACAGCAACUCCAGAUUUCAUAAAGACCCCUGGAUCUCUGGAUAUAACGGAAAUGUUUUCGCCGAUAUUCUUCCAUUGUACCUACUACCACUCAGUGUUUGUCGUAUCUCAACUUCCAUAGCUGAUUGCAAUAUGCUAAAGUGUCAUACCCAGGAAAGAAGCAACUCAUUGGAAGGCCAAAAAGGGCAACCAAGCCUCCGUUUUCAAGGAAUUGCAGAGCCAGAGCGUGUGAUUUUGUCAAGCGUGCACACAACUGAAGAGCAGCCUGCA